GUUCCCGUAACUUUGGCGACACACGUUCCAACCAUCUGGAUGUACAUCCUGCUCUCAAUGUGGCGCAAACGCACCUCGUUAAUCAAGUUCUGCAACGUUCGCACUGCAUGGGUGAGAAUUGACGUGGUCCUUGGGUGAUCAGUUCACGUUGGUUCAAUUCAAUAUCAAGCGCAAGCAAUGAAUGUCGGGAUACCAUAACUCCACUGAUACAGGGUUGUCGUUCCAAGGGAUUUAGUGUCUUAUCUCGAGAACUUUCACGGCCACCACAAUGUCCUCCGGAACCACUGGUGCAAUAAACCCUGCUUUCCCGCCUCCUCCGCCAGAGGGUUUGGCCUAUCUGGCUGCCAUCCGACCGUCGCUCAAUUUGCUCAUGAUCGGGACAGUCUUUACAUCUCUUCUUGUCCCAAUCGCAGUGGCUCUGUUUGUAUUCUCGACGCCCAGCCUACGACGUAAGCCGAUCUUCAUUCUAAAUGUGAUCGCUGUGCUCCUUGGUAUUGCGGAAGGCAUAUUGAACGGCUAUCUUGAGAUCACCGCCAUCAUUUCGCCUCAUAUCGUCAUACAUCCCACGGCUUAUACCGCCUUCACUUGUUUAUGUCUCCUCGUACCGCUUUUUUCAGAGUGUAUCCUCCUCCUCCGUUUGGUGGCUGUCUACCCUUUGCGACAAACAUCACGCUCGAUGCUGGUCGUGGUGUUCGCACCUCCCGUCAUCUUCAAAAUCGUUCGAUUAGUGAACAUCGGUAUAUUCCUUGGUCAAUGGGUGAAACAACUCGGAACCGCCGGAAGCCCAAUAGCAGCAGGCCAAGCGACCUGGGGACAGCAGCCUUGGACAAAGAUCGAAUGGUUCCUUCAACUGGCUGACAACAUAUACGCAUCCGUAUUGUUCCUUAUACGUCUGAAUUCAGGAAGAGGUCUCGCGACUGCCUCCACUGUUUCUAAAGCUGAUUCCUACGCCGCCAGACUCAAGGCAUUAUUCUGGAUCGCCAUAUCCAACUUUGUAUUUCCGGUUCUACUCAGUCUUGCUCAACUCAUCUUCGCGUUCCGAGACAGCAGCUAUCUCGAUGGGGGAUAUAUUUUCCUCACCAAUAAUUACGUUGAGAUCAUUGGUGUGCUGAUGGCCACAGUAUGGGUAGCUGGCAGUCACUGGUCUGAUGGCGGAUCGACCGCGUCGUCGUAUCCAAAAUCCUCCAACCAGUCCAUGAGCGCCCCACAGUUUUACAUUCCAUCCCGCCCGAGCCGUGCCACCGAUCGUACUUUUGGGUCUACCGUCACUAGUGAAGUUGGGUACAUUGAUAGCGAGAUGUCUCUGGACAGGUUGAGGGCCAAGGCAGCUCGUGUAUAA
Messenger RNA from Marasmius oreades (fairy-ring Marasmius), 1339 nucleotides. RefSeq lists its product as uncharacterized. Lineage: Eukaryota; Fungi; Basidiomycota; Agaricomycetes; Agaricales; Marasmiaceae. The record is from RefSeq and is a predicted model, not a curated record. The transcript is spliced from 5 exons. Bases 269 to 1339 code for a protein of 356 amino acids.